GUGGAAACACCGCUGAAUAUUUCAGAAAUAGGAAAGGAUACUUUUCUAUUAACGUUCAAGCAAUUUGCAAUGCAAAUUUAGAGAUAAGCGAUAUUGUGGCUCGUUGGCAAGGCUCAGUACACGACGCUACAAUAUUUAAUAAUUCCAGGAUACGCGCCUUAUUCGAAGCUAAAACAUUCCAAGAUACUUUCCUGUUAGGUGAUGGUGGUUACCCUUUGCGCUCAUAUUUAAUGACUUCUAUACAAAAUCCACGAACUCGGGCAGAGCAACUGUAUAAUGAAUCACAUAUACGUACACGCAAUUGUAUCGAGCGAGUAUUUGGAAUCUGGAAAAGAAGAUUUCCUAUCCUGGCACUUGGGUCUAGAUUUCAAACAGUGGAAAAAGUGUUACCUGUUAUUGUUGCAACUGCUGUGUUGCAUAAUAUUGCUCGACGUAGUGGAGAUCACUGA
Messenger RNA from Vollenhovia emeryi, 449 nucleotides. Its product is annotated as putative nuclease HARBI1. The annotation marks the transcript as partial. The record is from RefSeq and is a predicted model, not a curated record. The transcript has a single exon. NCBI's taxonomy places the organism in Eukaryota, Metazoa, Arthropoda, Insecta, Hymenoptera, Formicidae.